AAAAUAAAAAAUAUAUUCGGAAAAAAUAUUUAAUACAAUACUGCGAGAUAUUUUACAGCUGCUAUGCAGCAGAGUGAGUUUUUUUACAAAGAAAGGUUGCCUAGCGCUCACCAUGCCAGGCGCAAACUAUGAACAGCUGCCGUUGAAUGCUGACACGGAGGAGGAUGUAUUUACAAGUAAACCAAAGAGAAAAUGGUCCGAUAUUUGUAUCCAAAAGAGUCUACUGUCCUUAGGCUUGAUUCUAGUGUAUUUUUCCCUGUCCAUCGGCCUAACAUUCUACCAGAGUUGGCUUCUAUCUAAAUUCACUUAUCCACUAACUGUGGUAAUGUACCACCUGGUGGUUAAAUGGAUACUCUCCGUGCUGGUGCGACUGGUGCUACGUAUCAUAACCGGAACUCCGCAGCUGGUACUGCCGUUCCUCACCUGCCUUCGAUCAGUGGCACCCACAGGCCUCGCCAGCGGCAUUGAUGUCGGCUUCUCCAACUGGGCACUCGGGCUUGUCACUAUUUCGCUAUACACGAUGACUAAAUCCACUACCAUAAUCUUUAUAUUGGGAUUUGCGAUACUUCUAGGAUUGGAAAAGAAGUCUUGGUCACUGGUGGGCAUAGUGUUCAUGAUCGCCGCCGGCCUGGUCAUGUUCACUUACAAGGCAACCCACUUCAACCUAGCUGGCUUCAAUUUCCUGUUGCUGGCGUCCUUCGCUGCCGGACUCCGGUGGACCUUUGCCCAACUCCUAAUGCAAAAGUCGAAGUUGGGCCUCCAUAACCCAGUCGACAUGGUGUUCCACGUCCAACCAUGGAUGUUUAUAUCGCUGCUGCCUUUUUUGAUUAUAUUUGAAGGGUUGGACUGCUUUUAUGAACUCCAGAAGCAAUCCGGCAAGGAGUUGGUUCCCACCAUCCUUAAAGUCUCCGUAGGUGCUACCAUAGCCUUUGCCAUGGAAAUAAGCGAGUUCCUCGUUGUUACAUAUACAUCUAGUCUUACGUUAUCUAUUGCUGGUAUAUUUAAGGAAAUGUGCAUCCUAGUCCUGGCGGUGAAGGUGAGCGGCGACCAGCUGAGUCUAAUCAACGUGGUCGGCCUGGUGUUAUGUCUUCUUGGCAUCAUCAGUCACAUAGUGCACAAAGUGCUGUUCAUAAAGGCAGUGGUCGGUAAGGUCAGUGUUGUAGACUCGGAGGACUUCGAAAAGAUCAACCGGACCAGGGGAUCCAAGAACGGAGAAGAACACCAUGAGCCUCUGUUGGAGAAGAAGUCGGCGGCGAGCGAUGACAGCGAUGUUGAUUCAAACACGAUACUCCACGAGAUCUUGCAGCGACGGGAUGGAAGGUAGGAUGUAAUAUCAAAUUUACAGUUCUACUAGUAAUGUGUUUGUUUAUUUUUCCAAUGUAAGGCUUGCAACACAUUUAUUCCGUGGUGACAAUAUACUUUUUUGCUGGUAAUUCCAGACAAAUCGUGAAUUCGUUCGUGAAUUUGCCAAUUGUCAGACACGCGAAGUUGAUAUCAUC
Molecule: messenger RNA, 1499 nt
Organism: Achroia grisella
Lineage: Eukaryota; Metazoa; Arthropoda; Insecta; Lepidoptera; Pyralidae
Product: solute carrier family 35 member C2
Exons: 5
Coding region: 113-1324 (403 amino acids)
Biological process (GO): UDP-glucose transmembrane transport
Cellular component (GO): endoplasmic reticulum-Golgi intermediate compartment; Golgi apparatus; cis-Golgi network
Molecular function (GO): antiporter activity
Source: RefSeq, a predicted model, not a curated record